UUAUAAAGAACAGUGGAAUCUCAGCAGUGCCACCAUUUGUUUAUUAGCUUCUGGCGGCGAUCGAAGGAAGGAAAGCAACAAACCGGCUACCAUGGCACUCAAGUUUGCAGCGAAUCUGAACUUUCUGUUCACCGAACGUGCGGCCACGAUCGCCGAACGGGUCCGGCUGGCCCAUCAGAACGGCUUCCGCGCCGUGGAGAUUCCCUAUCCGGAGGGCGAGACCGCCGCCGUGGUGAGUGCCGUCAAGGAGACCGGCAUUGUGGUCAGUCUGGUCAACCUGGCCUUCGACAAGACGGACGAUCAGCUGAGAUUCGGUUCCACCAGCGUGCCCGGCAAGGAGCAGCUCUUCAAGAGCCAGCUGGACGACACCAUUGGCUUUGCCAAGCAGGUGGGCUGCGGCAAGAUUCACCUCACGGCUGGCCUGUUCAAGGGCGGCCAGGAGAGCGACUACACGAAGACAUAUACCUCCAACCUGAAAGUGGCCGCCGAGAGCCUCCGCGCCAACAAGCUUGUGGGCGUCAUUGAGCCCAUCAACAAGUACGCCGUGCCCGGAUACUACAUGAACUCCUACGCCAAGGCCGCCGCCGUCCUGUCCGAGGUGGGCGCUGACAACAUCCGCCUGCUGGCCGAUCUCUAUCACCUCCAGCACCUGCACGGCAACGUCUCCAAGACCCUGGAGGAGUACAAGCAGCUGAUUGGCCAUUUCCAGAUUGCCCAGGUUCCGCACCGUCAUGAACCGGACGUGUCCGGCGAACUGGACUACAGCUACGUGUUCAAGGCCCUCCAGGAGUUCGGCUACGACGGCUGGGUGGGAUGCGAGUACAAGCCCAAGACGACGACCGUGGAGGGCCUCUCGUGGGUCUCCAAGCUGGGAUACACCCUGUGACCAGGAUCCCCAUAAGAAUCCCAUUGUAUUUAUACAUCUGUAAAGUGCAUAUAUAUAUUUAAACAAAUUUUUUUUUAAAGCGAA
This is a messenger RNA of Drosophila bipectinata, 970 nucleotides long. RefSeq names its product hydroxypyruvate isomerase-like protein Gip (gene Gip). The record is from RefSeq and is a predicted model, not a curated record. Lineage: Eukaryota; Metazoa; Arthropoda; Insecta; Diptera; Drosophilidae.